Molecule: messenger RNA, 1900 nt
Organism: Phymastichus coffea
Lineage: Eukaryota; Metazoa; Arthropoda; Insecta; Hymenoptera; Eulophidae
Gene: Nfs1
Product: cysteine desulfurase-like
Exons: 3
Coding region: 278-1630 (450 amino acids)
Biological process (GO): [2Fe-2S] cluster assembly
Cellular component (GO): nucleus; cytosol; mitochondrion
Molecular function (GO): cysteine desulfurase activity; pyridoxal phosphate binding
Source: RefSeq, a predicted model, not a curated record
AAGGCAGCUCUAUAAUUUCGCUUGCCGACAAAGUUGCACAUUAUUUGUUAAUGGUAGCGAAAUUAGCAAUCGCAUGCAGGUUUAAUAUAACUCAACCAUCUGACAGACAUUUUUUAAUUAACUGUUUUCGAGGUAGACUUAAACAACACAUAUUAAGAUCGUAAAACUCAGGAUCCAACGAUGAAUGAACUUGUGGAUUUAUAGUAUGACAUAGAAUAAUUAAAUUAUUCAGUCUUAAUUGAGCUCUUCACUUAUUAAAUAAAAUUCAGUUUACAAAAUGAUGUGUUCAGCAAAAACACUUCUUUCAAGACAUUUACAUUCAAAGAAAUGCAGGGCACUUCACACUUCGAUGCUUCACCAAGUUGAUAUUUCUCUAACUAGUACAGAUGUAGAAAAAGUACAAGCUACAUCACCGUCAUUAGGACGAGCACUGUAUCUUGAUGCUCAAGCUACAACACCAAUAGAUCCUAGAGUUCUAGAUAAAAUGAUGCCUUACUUAAUUUCGUACCAAGGAAAUCCUCACUCUAGAACACACAUGUAUGGUUGGGAAACAGAGGCUGCUGUAGAACAUGCUCGACAACAGAUUGCUGACCUGAUAGGAGCUAAUCCAAAAGAAAUUAUUUUCACCUCUGGAGCAACAGAGUGUAAUAACAUAGCAAUAAAGGGGGUUGCUAAAUUUUACAAAGAAAAAAAGAAUCAUAUAAUUACAACUCAAACAGAGCAUAAAUGUGUUCUAGAUUCUUGUAGAUAUUUACAAAGCGAAGGUUUCAAAGUUACUUAUCUACCAGUGAUGCCCAAUGGCCUUAUUAAUCUAGCAGAUUUAGAAGCUACGAUAAGACCUGAAACUACCUUAGUUUCUGUAAUGACAGUGAACAAUGAAAUUGGAGUGAGACAACCCAUUAAUGAAAUAGGUGCUAUCUGCAGAAAGAAAAAAGUUUUUUUCCAUACUGAUGCUGCCCAAGCUGUUGGCAAAAUACCUAUAGAUGUUAAUAAAAUGAAUAUAGAUCUUAUGUCAAUAAGUGGACACAAAAUAUAUGGUCCUAAAGGGAUUGGAGCAUUGUAUGUUAGGAGAAGGCCUAGAGUUCGUUUGGAGCCAGUGCAGAGUGGAGGUGGACAGGAAAGAGGAAUGAGAAGUGGAACAGUUCCUGCUCCAUUAGCUGUUGGAAUUGGAGCAGCUUGCGAGCUUGCAAACAGUGAAAUGGAGUACGAUCACGAAUAUAUCACAAAACUUAGCAACCGUUUAAUAAAUGGCAUUAUGUCUCAACUAACGCACGUUAUUCGAAACGGAGAUCCAGUUUCCUGGUAUCCAGGAUGUGCAAAUUUGUCAUUUGCAUAUGUCGAGGGAGAAUCAUUACUCAUGGCUUUAAAAGAUAUUGCUCUAAGCAGUGGGUCGGCAUGCACAAGUGCAAGUUUAGAGCCAAGUUACGUGUUGAGAGCGAUCGGUGCGUCAGAAGAUUUAGCUCAUUCGAGUAUAAGAUUCGGCAUCGGACGAUUCACGACAGUUGAAGAAAUUGAUUAUACAAUCGAGAACACCGUCAAACACGUGAUACGAUUACGGGAAAUGAGUCCUUUGUGGGAAAUGGUGUGCGAUGGUAUCGACUUGAAGACUAUCAAAUGGACACAACAUUAAAUAAGGUCGAGACAACAAUGAUGAUUUCGGAGCUAACGAAGACUGUUUAGUUCCUGUUACUCGAGUUCGACAAUGCAGUUCUCAGUUUGGCAGGUGUAUAUAAUUUAUCUUUAUGUUCCCGAUUAUUUGUAUGAGCUUGUCGUUUGAGUAAGUUCUCAUUAACUUUUUCUUUUUCAAGUGAAAUAGAUACACGCAUUUACAUUUGAUGUAAUAUAAAUUGUUAUACUUUUAUCAAUUUUAAAUUUAUGAAUGCAAUAAAUUGCACGUCAU